CGCCCGGUGUCCUUCACUUAUUAAUGUUCGGCAUGGGAAGUUAAAACGAUCACCAGAGUUUUUCAAACUUUGUUGCUGCUGCUUUUAUUCCAGAAUUUCAGUAAUUUCUACUUGAGUGGAUCCUUGAUGAGACGAUAACUGUUUGGAUGACCACCCAUUGUGCAUAGAUUUCUCACAGCAUACUUAAAUCUUACAAGCAUAUGACAAAGUGGAUACCUAUUUUUAAACAUGAUUCAUCAAAAUGUAUGGAAACUUUGCAGACCCAUUUAUACAUUGCAUCAUAUCAGAUGUUUGAAUACUCACACUCUUGGUAGAUAUUGGCACCAUUAUUUCAGGCUUGAACUAAAUCCUCGAAAACAAACACUGUUUAAUUUUAAAUACUUAUCAUCGUCUCUAUCACCAUCUUCCUCUUCAUCACCAUUGUCAUUGUUAUCAUCAUGGACUUUUGUUCGCCACUUGGCAUUUCAACAAGGUAAUAAUAAAAUCGAUAGAAAAGUUUACAUUGCUUACAUCAAAAGCUUGUUGCAGGAAUUCAAUGAUCUUCAGAUGCAAUAUUUGACACCGAAGGACGAGACAGGCCUCUCACAUUAUGAAAAUGAGAGGUACAAGCAGCUAAUGCCUGUUGCAUUGAAGAUUCAGGACAUGUUUACAAAAGAGAAGGAACGGGAAGAACUCAUCGAACUUUUACUUGAUCCUUCUGCAGAAGACAAAGAUCUUGAAACAAUAGUCAAAAGUGAGACUGCUCAUUACAAUGAAACUAUUCAGCAACUUGAUGAUGAGAUAAAAAGCUUGUUAAGCGUCAGUUCAGGCAGGUCAGCUUCUGAUGUAGUUGUGGAAGUCUACCCUGGAGUCGGUGGCCAGGAAUCACAGCUAUUUGCCAAAGAGAUAAUCGAGCUGUACUUCAACUAUGCACAUUAUAAAGGAUGGGCCUUCUCAUUGGUUAAUGAAGAUCGGAGUGAUAUUGGUGGUAUACGUAAAGGUACUGCAAUGAUAUCAGGAGAUGAUGCUUACAAUUACAUGAAGUUUGAAGGAGGUGUCCAUCGGGUCCAACGAAUUCCUAAAACAGAGAAAGGAGGACGUGUGCAUACAAGCACAGUGACAGUUGCUGUGUUGCCUCAACCAAAAGAUAUUGAUAUUGCCUUGAAUCCUAAGGACCUACAGAUAACAACAUGUCGAGCUAGCGGUAGUGGAGGACAACAUGUAAACACGACAGACAGUGCUGUACGCAUUGUUCAUAUCCCAACUGGAAUGGCAGCAGAAAGCCAACAGGAGCGGUCGCAGAUGAAGAAUAAAGAAAUUGCAAUGAAAUUAUUACAGACAAGGUUAUACCAAAAACAGUUACAACAACAGGAACAAGAGAUCCAAUCCAGUCGUAAAACACAAAUUGGAACGGCUGGUCGAUCUGAGAAGAUUCGAACAUAUAAUUUCAACCAGGACCGAAUAACUGACCAUCGACUUUCAUAUAACAUACAUAAUUUAUCACAGUUUUUCACAGAUGGACAAAUUUUGGACAAUUUAUUAGAGGAUUUACUCUGUCAAGAAAAAGAGGGCUAUUUGCACCAGAAAUUAGAAGAGUUUUCUCUAUCUAUGCAAAAAACAUGAAAAGCAAUCCCUUUUUUUGAUCAGAGGCAUAAGAAAUCAUAUUGAUUCAUGUUAUUAGUAAGUUAUUUUAUAAAUGCAUUAAAAUUCAA
Molecule: messenger RNA, 1691 nt
Organism: Octopus sinensis (East Asian common octopus)
Lineage: Eukaryota; Metazoa; Mollusca; Cephalopoda; Octopoda; Octopodidae
Product: peptide chain release factor 1-like, mitochondrial
Exons: 8
Coding region: 229-1602 (457 amino acids)
Biological process (GO): translational termination
Molecular function (GO): translation release factor activity
Source: RefSeq, a predicted model, not a curated record